Daucus carota subsp. sativus is the source of this 2201-nucleotide messenger RNA. RefSeq names its product peptidyl-prolyl cis-trans isomerase FKBP62. Bases 220 to 1956 code for a protein of 578 amino acids. The record is from RefSeq and is a predicted model, not a curated record. The transcript has 13 exons. Lineage: Eukaryota; Viridiplantae; Streptophyta; Magnoliopsida; Apiales; Apiaceae. Gene Ontology annotation, molecular function: peptidyl-prolyl cis-trans isomerase activity; protein binding.
GAGGCAUGAAAUAAGAGCCGUUGGAUACACGAAAAAGGAAACAAUCCAGACCCUCCAACAGUCCAGAACCUUCUGCAUUUCACCCGAUUUAGAAGCAUCUAGAAUUGAGCCUAGUCCUCACUCCCCUAUAAACCCCCAAUCACCAACGCCCCAUCAGAUUCAUCACUUAAUCAUCCGCUAAUCUUCAAUUACUCUCUUAAGCAAGCUCAAUUCAACCUAAUGAACAUGGACGAGGAUUUCGAGAUGCCGGAGGGAAUGAACGGCGCCGAGGACGACGGUUUCAUGGACGACGGCGAAGAGGAGGCGGUGUCGUUCAUGAAAGAAGGCGAUGAGACGGAGAUCGGGACUGAGGGGUUGAAGAAGAAGCUGAUUAAAGAGGGUCAAGGCUUUGACUCUCCUGAUCCUGGUGAUGAAGUUCAAGUUCAUUAUACGGGGACUUUGCUGGAUGGGACAAAGUUUGAUUCGAGCCGCGAUAGGGGGGAGCCGUUCAAAUUUACUCUUGGACAAGGUCAAGUUAUCAAGGGAUGGGAUCUUGGUAUCAAGACAAUGAAGAAAGGUGAAAAUGCUCUUUUUACCAUUCCUGCUGAACUAGCAUAUGGCGAGUCGGGUUCUCCACCAACCAUUCCGCCUAAUGCCACUCUGCAGUUCGAUGUUGAACUCCUCUCAUGGACAAGUGUUAAGGACAUCUGCAAAGAUGGUGGAUUAUUCAAGAAAAUCAUCAAGGAGGGUGAAAAGUGGGAAAAUCCUAAGGAUCUUGAUGAGGUGCUAGUCAACUACGAGGUUAAGCUUGAGGACGGGACUGUCAUUGCAAAGGCUGAUGCUGUAGAGUUCACUGUCCAAGAUGGUCAUCUAUGUCCUGCUUUGGCUAAAGCAGUAAAAACUAUGAAGAAAGGAGAAAAGGUCCUCCUUACUGCUAAACCACAAUAUGGAUUUGGAGAGAAAGGUAAGCCAGCAUCUGGUGAUGCUGCUGCAGUUCCGCCAAAUGCCUCAUUGCAGAUCACACUUGAGCUAGUAUCCUGGAAGACUGUUUCCUAUGUUGGUGAUAACAAGAAAAUUAUUAAGAAGAUUUUAAAGGAAGGAGAGGGUUAUGAGAAGCCCAAUGAAGGAGCUGUUGUCAAAGUUAAAUUGAUUGGAAAGCUACAAGAUGGUACCGUGUUUUUAAAGAAGGGUCACGAUGAUGAAGAGCCUUUCGAAUUCCAGACCGACGAAGAAAAAGUUAUAGAAGGGCUUGAUAAAGCGGUGAUGGCAAUGAAGAAGGGAGAAGUAGCUCUACUAACAAUUGCUCCUGAAUGUGCAUUUGGUUCAUCUGGAUCACAGCAGGAGCUGGCCAUGAUUCCGCCUAACUCAACUCUUUACUAUGAAAUCGAGCUUGUAUCUUUUGUCAAGGAGAAGGAAUCCUGGGACAUGAACAGCGAGGAGAAGAUUGAGGCUGCUGGUAGAAAGAAGGAAGAGGGUAAUGCAUGGUUCAAGGCGGGUAAAUAUGCAAUGGCCUCAAAGAGAUAUGAGAAGGCUGCCAAGUCCAUUGAGUAUGACACUUCAUUUGGAGAAGAGGAGAAAAAGAAGGCCAAGGCAUUGAAAGUGUCUUGCAAUCUCAACAAUGCAGCUUGCAAACUAAAAUUGAAGGAUUACAAGCAAGCAGAGAAACUUUGUACCAAGGUUUUGGAAAUCGACAGCAAGAAUGUGAAGGCACUCUACAGGAGGGCUCAAGCUUAUAUCAACCUUGUCGAUCUAGACCUGGCAGAGUUUGAUAUCAAGAAAGCACUAGAAAUUGAUCCUGCAAAUAGGGAUGUGAAACUUGAGUACAAGGUACUGAAGGAGAAGGUUAAAGAAAUCAAUAAAAAGGAUGCCCAGUUCUACGGAAAUAUGUUUGCCAAACUGAACAAGCUGGAGCCUUUUGACACUGAAAAAACAGCUCCCAAAGAAGAAGAGCCGAUGAGCGUGGACAGCAAGGCAUAAAUGGCCGUUAGAAUAAAGUUCUGUGAUAUGAUGAGUGUCUUUGCCCUAGUUUUAAUGGUUAUUACUCUUGUCAUUUCUUUGUUGUGUCCUCAGACAUGGACAGUAGACUAGCUAUUUUCUGAAUGCAUAAAGCCUGAAAAGGAAGUUGUAACAGAAUUUCUGUGGUUUUGAUUUGGUUGCACCUAUGAUUGUAAUAGACAUUUUGUUCCUCAAUUUCUAAUAGAUAAUUUCGUGUCUUCCCUUGA